Molecule: messenger RNA, 878 nt
Organism: Drosophila pseudoobscura
Lineage: Eukaryota; Metazoa; Arthropoda; Insecta; Diptera; Drosophilidae
Gene: I-3
Product: Inhibitor-3
Exons: 1
Coding region: 141-794 (217 amino acids)
Cellular component (GO): nucleus
Molecular function (GO): protein serine/threonine phosphatase inhibitor activity; protein phosphatase 1 binding
Source: RefSeq, a predicted model, not a curated record
UCUUGUCAAAUAUCUCAUAAACAAAAUACGGUCCCAUCCAUGCGGUCGUAUUUUUGAAGCGCUAGACUUUCUUUCCAGUUAAAAACCAACUGAAAAUAAUAAUAUUUCGGAAUAAAUUCUACACACAAAAAUUGACACGAAUGAAUCCGCAGGAGAACACCGAAAAGGAGCCUGGCCCUGGACCCGAACCGUCUUCGAUAAAGCUGAAGCUCAUGGCUGGGAAUGGUGGCCCGGACGUGGCCGCCACGGGCCACGGCGGCGGCAUCCAGACGCCGGUGGAGGGGAGCACAAGGCCAUUCAGCAUCGCCGGCGGUGGCUCUUCGAUCUCGUCGACCAUUAAUCAGAGCGUUCAGUCGAUGACGAUGACGAUGCCGAUGCCCACGUUGCGCUUCGUUCUGCGGCGUCCGGCAUCGCCCACCAUCAGCCCCAGCAGCAGCUGCUCCCCCUUGCCACGACAUGUGCGCUUCCACGAGAGUGUGGUCGACAACGAGAAAAUGAAUCGUCGCAAGUCCAAGUGCUGUUGCAUCUACCGCAAGCCGCAUCCCUUCGGCGAGAGCUCCUCCGACACGGACGACGAGUGCGAGCACUGUUUCGGGCAUCCCGAGGUCCGGGCGCGGAAUCGUCAAAAGAAGAAGAUGGCCGGCUGUGGUUGCGGCUGUUGUGGCGGACACUCUCCGCCGGCGGCUGUCGUCCCAGAGGAGUGCCCCGAGGCGCCAGAGCAGGAGGCUGUACCAGGAGAUUCGGCUGCUCCGAAGACCGAUGAUGAUCAGAGCGGAGAGGAAACCCUGUCUUAAUAAUCCUCCACCCCCCAAAAAAAACCCCGUUUCCAAUUCGACUUGUGUUCCAAUCGAGAAAAUAAAUUUAAAAUUAAACCCAAA